AAAGGACAAUCAUUACAUGCCACAAACAAAUUAAAACAAGUCACGCCACAACAAAUAUCACAUUUUUCAUUUUUCCUUCCUGAUAUAGUGAUAUGCAAUAAUAAUUCCAUCUCCAUUCUGUAAAAUCUCUGCAACAAUAAUGGGAGAUUCAGCUUGUCUCAUGCAUGGCUUCUCCUACACUGGUGCCCACAUUCCCAACCAAUCAUGGCAGGGGAACUCCAAGAGUUUUCUUAGUGAGUCAGUUUCAUUUGGAAGGUUUGUGAGUGAGCCCUUAUCAUGGGAUAAAUGGUCCACCUUUCCACACAAGAAAUAUGUGGAGGAGGCCGCGAGCUACGCGCAACCGGGAUCCGUGGCCGAGAAGAAGGCUUUCUUUGAGGCUCAUUACAAGAAAAUUGCUGCUCAAAAGGCUGCUGCUGAAGCUGAAGCUGCUGCCUUACUUGAGAAAGAAAAUAAAGGUAAUGCUGAGAGAGUUGUUGACAAUGCUGAUGAUGAUACUCAAACUAAUGUAUUAGUCACAGUGAAUGAGGACUUAGAAAAGAGGGUUUCAGUCAGCCUAUCUGAAAAUCUUGAUGCAGAUUCAGGUUUAGAGGGGAGUGGAACCCCACAAAUGGAAAGGCCUUUGUUGAAGGGGAGUUGUGUUGAUAGUGAGGAUACCUCGUCUGCAACCAGCAAGAAAAAGCACGGUUUAUCUUUGCUCAAGUCAUCAAUUAGGCGCAAGACGUGGAGAGUUCCAUCCACACCAGCUACACCUGGUAUCAAGAAAGAAAACCAUGUGAUCAGCCAAAGUGCUAAGAAAUCUAAUGUGGAAUCCACAGACAAGAAGAGGCCGUCUCACAAGUCUUCGCGCGGAUUAAUCAACUUGGUUCCGUUUGAUAAGGAGCCUGCUUCUGUAGCCAAGAAAGCUGCAAUUUCAACAACACCUAAAGAUUGCAGGACUCCAAUUAUGCAAGCUGCAAAAGAUGUGGCCAAGUAUCCUGCAGCAACACCUCGAUCAGACAACCGAAGGAUGAAAACACCAAUUGAUCCAUGUGAUAAUGGAAACAAAACUGCUGCUCCUAAAUGGCAAAUUUUGUCUAAUGUUUACACAAAGUCAUUGACUGCCUGUCGGAACAAAUUACAGUCACCAGCUUCGUCUACUCCGUUUAUGCUGAGAACAGAAGAAAGAGCUGCAAGGAGAAAACAGAAACUCGAGGAGAAAUUCAAUGCCAACGAGGAGCAAAAGGUACAGCUGCAGAAGACAUUAAAGGAGAAAGCAGGAAAUGAGAUUAGAAAACUGAGUUACAGCUUCUGCUUCAAAGCUCGGCCAUUGCCCGACUUUUACAAGGAAAGAGAAACUUCAGUACGUCUGAUGUACAAGACUCCAGCAACGCGGCGACCUCAGACAGCAGUACUAGGAAGAAACAGUUCAAAGAAGCAUGGCACUGUCUCAGUGCCAUGCCCGUCUCCGCCUCCAAAACCUUCCACCAAGAAUGGUACUUCAUCAAAAAAGAAGGCUGCUAACCCAAGCAAGUUUCUUACAACUUCAUUGCCGCAAAGGAUUACACAUGAGAAUAGAUCACCAAAUAUCCAGCAUUGAACACAUAUGUUCAUCAUUCUUCACCUUACAAGAUUCAUCUCUGUUGAGUUGGUUGGGGGAUUGUUAUAUAUACUAUAUGUGAAAUAUUAGAAUGUGAUUUCUAUUUUUUCCUUCUUUCA
Molecule: messenger RNA, 1695 nt
Organism: Salvia splendens (bonfire salvia)
Lineage: Eukaryota; Viridiplantae; Streptophyta; Magnoliopsida; Lamiales; Lamiaceae
Product: protein WVD2-like 7
Exons: 9
Coding region: 140-1576 (478 amino acids)
Source: RefSeq, a predicted model, not a curated record